GCAUGCCCCGCGCCGCCGCCGCUGCCGCCGCCGCCGCCGCGCCGCGGUUUGAGGGCGGGAGGCUGAGGGGGAGGGUAAGCGGAGCCGGCGCGGCCGCCAUGUUGGUUCUGAGGCGGCUGCUGUGAGGCGCCGACGGAGCGAGCGGGCGAGCGGGCGGGCGUGCGGGAGCGGCGAGCGCAGCGCGGGAUCUGCCUGAGUGCGAGCGGCGGGCGACGGCGGCGGCGCCAUGAGCGGGGGCACCCCUUACAUCGGCAGCAAGAUCAGCCUCAUCUCCAAGGCGGAGAUCCGCUACGAGGGCAUCCUCUACACCAUCGACACCGAGAACUCCACUGUAGCCCUCGCCAAAGUUCGAUCCUUCGGUACAGAAGACAGACCAACAGAUCGUCCAAUACCGCCUCGAGAUGAAGUCUUUGAAUAUAUUAUAUUCCGAGGGAGUGAUAUUAAAGACCUCACUGUUUGUGAGCCACCCAAACCACAAUGUUCUUUGCCUCAGGACCCAGCUAUUGUUCAGUCCUCACUAGGUUCAUCGUCAUCUUCCUUCCAGUCGGUGGGUUCCUAUGGACCUUUUGGCAGGAUGCCAGCAUACAGUCAGUUCAGUCCAAGUACAUUAGUUGGGCAGCAGUUUGGUGCUGUUGGUGUUGCUGGGAGCUCCUUGACAUCCUUUGGAACAGAAGCAUCAAAUAGUGGUACCUUAUCCCAGAGCAAUGCAGUUGGUUCAGCCUUCACUCAAGACACAAGAUCUGUAAAACCACAGCUAGCCCAAGGUCGAUCAAGCCCUCAGUUAGACCCUUUGAGAAAAAGUCCAACCAUGGAACAAGCAGUACAGACCGCCUCGGCCCACUUACCUGCUCCAGCACCUGUUGGGAGAAGGAGCCCUGUACCAGCCAGGCCUUUGCCACCUACCAGCCAGAAAGCAAUAGACAACCAAGAGCACAGGCGAGCUGAAGUACACAAAGUCCCAAGACCAGAAAAUGAGCAACUCAGAAAUGACAGCAAGAGGCAAGUAGUUCCUGGAGUGCCUUCUGCUCCUAGAAGAGGACGUGGGGGUCAUCGAGGUGGCAGGGGAAGAUUUGGUAUCCGUCGAGAUGGUCCAAUGAAAUUUGAGAAAGACUUUGACUUUGAAAGUGCAAAUGCACAAUUUAACAAGGAGGAAAUCGACAGAGAGUUUCAUAAUAAACUUAAAUUAAAAGAAGAUAAACUUGAGAAACAAGAGAAACCUGUAAAUGGUGAAGACAAAGGAGACUCAGGAGUCGACACUCAGAACAGUGAAGGGAAUGCUGAUGAGGAAGACCCGCUUGGGCCAAACUGCUACUAUGACAAGACCAAAUCCUUCUUCGACAACAUCUCUUGUGAUGAUAAUAGAGAAAGAAGACCAACUUGGGCUGAAGAAAGAAGGUUAAAUGCUGAAACUUUUGGAAUCCCGCUUCGUCCAAACCGUGGCCGUGGAGGCUACCGAGGCAGAGGAGGCCUUGGCUUCCGUGGUGGCAGAGGCCGUGGUAGUGGCCGAGGAGGAACCUUCACUGCCCCUCGAGGGUUUCGUGCUGGAUUCAGAGGCGCUCGUGGGGGUAGGGAGUUUGCAGAUUUUGAAUAUAGGAAAACCACGGCUUUUGGACCCUAAAAGGUCUGGAUUGGUCAUACUGCUUUCUGAAAGAAAGACAACAAAGUUGCUGCAUAGUCUACAAACAAGUCUUUGAAAAUAGGUGACUCCUAGCUCUUCAUGGUCCUGGAAAGUGGUUUCAGUCUUUGUGAAGAAUGAAGAAGUGAAGUUGCUGUCUGUCUGUCACCAGCACUGGGUUUUGUCUGUUUUCUGCUUCAUUUCAAAGCUACACUGCAGUUGCUAUGGGCCAGGAAAGCUCGUCUUAAAACACAAGCAUAAGUGUAUGUGGAGUAGCAGAUGGUUGUGAUUCCUUGCUUAGAGUUGAACUAAAGCCAGCUAAAUGGAACUGCUAAGUAUUUUUUCAACACUGAAAGGAUUUUCUUAUCACUAAUUAAUUGUAUUCAGCAAUUACUUCGAGUUGCCUGCAGAUAGGCCGUGAUACUGUGUUUUGAGCCACAGAAGGUUUUGUGCGCGCGUGCCUGUGUGUGUGUGUGUGUGUGUGUGUAUGUGUGUGUGUGUAUGUGUGUGUGUGUGUCUUUCUUUCUUUUUUGGAGAUCCUAUAAUAUGAGGUAGCUUAUUUCGACACUUAAUUAGGGUGCUGGAUGGUAGAGAAUUUUGUCAGUCAACUAUGUACACACAGGUAAAUACUGUUUCUUAGGCAAAGGUAACUUUUUUAUAUAGUUGUAAAAUUCCAUUAUAUUCCAUUGCCAAAGAAACAUUAAGAACUUUGUAUAGCUGUAUAAAAAGCAACUAAUUUUUUAAAGAAUAAACGUUUUAAAGUCAGCAAACAUACGUGUCCUUGCAGAAGUCAGUGAGCUGAGGAGCAGGGGUAUGGGUGGUCUGCUCCCCUUGCUUUCCAGGCUGAAGGUUCUUCAUUUCCUUUGUAAUGUUUGGACCACAAAUGAAGAUUUGAUAACUUUAUUCCAUUAUCUAAAAAGCAUAAAUUAUUCAUGCAUAGUGUAUGGACUUCAUUUUGUAGCAGAUCACAGGAUUUGUUCAAAUAAAAUAUUUUAAGUGUAUGAAUGUAAAUAAUCAUAGAUGAGAAUGUACCUCACUGUAUUUUCAAAUAAGUAACCGUCUCCUUUUUAAGACAUUAAAACUCGUUGAUAUAUCAGUUGACCCUUUCCUCCUGCUAUGCCUGGAAUUCUGUUGUGGUAACGCUGACUCCUGUUUUACAUCAAAAAGAUGGAGUUUUCAGAAUCAUCUGGCACCUGUAAAACAUUACUAACAUAGUAUGCAGGCCUAUGGCCUACUGGUGACUCUCUGUACACGUUUGUUGCUAACUGUAAAUUACUAAUAAAUCUUUUUUGAUAUUUAAGCUAUAGUGAAGAAAGAUCUGGCCACUUUGUGUUUUUAAUAAAGGCCAUGGAAUAAAGGGAUCCAAAGAUUUCAAUAUUUUUAGCUA
Mastomys coucha (southern multimammate mouse) is the source of this 3002-nucleotide messenger RNA. It is a transcript of the gene Lsm14a, whose product is annotated as LSM14A mRNA processing body assembly factor. Gene Ontology annotation, molecular function: mRNA binding. The record is from RefSeq and is a predicted model, not a curated record. Bases 227 to 1618 code for a protein of 463 amino acids. Gene Ontology annotation, biological process: P-body assembly; cytoplasmic stress granule assembly. The transcript is spliced from 11 exons. Gene Ontology annotation, cellular component: P-body. NCBI's taxonomy places the organism in Eukaryota, Metazoa, Chordata, Mammalia, Rodentia, Muridae.